Molecule: messenger RNA, 2169 nt
Organism: Hemisphaericaspora subhashii
Lineage: Eukaryota; Fungi; Ascomycota; Pichiomycetes; Serinales; Debaryomycetaceae
Gene: MNN26
Product: Mnn26p
Exons: 1
Coding region: 1-2169 (722 amino acids)
Biological process (GO): mannan biosynthetic process
Cellular component (GO): Golgi apparatus
Molecular function (GO): alpha-1,2-mannosyltransferase activity
Source: RefSeq, a predicted model, not a curated record
AUGUUUAAUAGUAGAAGAUUCUCAUAUCCGAGUAUAAUAUUAGCAAUAGUAAUAGGGCUCAUCGUUGUCUUCAAUGUUCACUUUAUUGUGUACGGUAAUAUUUCGGGCGAGUCAAACACACAAGCCUCAUUACAAGAUGAAGUAAGUAGAGUUGGCAGCGAAGAAUAUCGAGCUUCUAUGAUAAAUGAGCUCGAACAAUCCAACAAAGAAGAACUUCUUAACGAGUUGAAGAAAAAAAUAGAAGAUACUGAAAAGCCCCGGCUCAUCCAGGAACUCAGAGAUCAGAUUGCAGCCACACACGAGGAUGCAAUUAAAGAGGCUUUAAGAAAACAAGUUGCUAAAGACUAUACUUCAAAAUAUUUUAAAGAGCAAGUAUUUUCCUAUAAGUUGUUUGAAGAUUUGGCAAGUGACUAUGCUCAAAAACACGUCAAAGAGUUCAAAGACUUUGACUUGUUGGAUGCAUUCAAAGGUAUGUCGUUCCCGGAUAUUUCCCUCCCACACGACUUCAAUAAAAAGCUUGAAUCACAUAUGAGCAAGUACCUUGAUCGACAGAAGUAUUUUACACACGUUUUGAAAGAUAUUCUUAUUGCAAAUAAACCCAAAUGUGAACCAAUAACUAAGGAAGAGGGCGGUAGAAUCAAUCCAACUUAUCAAUGGGACUGUAGGAAAUUGUCCGAAAAGGACCUUCGAGAUUCUGGUUUGAAUUUGUCUGACGAAAAAUUCGAAGCAUUGCAAGAUUCUCAUGACAAAUUGGUCAAAGCUUUGAAAGUCUUACCGGAUCCUCUACUACAUUUUAUAAAUGGAGAUGGUAUUGUUAUAAAUGGUGGUGGUGGAAUGAUUGGUGGUGCUUUAGUAGCAUUAGUCAAUUUGAGAGAGCUUGGCUCUACUUUGCCUGUUGAGAUAAUUCUUGAUAAGUCGACUGAAUACGAUUCUGAAGUAUGUGACGAAUUAUUACCAAACACUCUUAACGCCAAAUGCGUUGUUGUGGAAAGGGAGGUUGGAAAAGAUGUAUUGGAACGUGUCACUGAUAAAUUUGCUCGUAAAGUUUUGGGAAUUUUAGUAAGCUCAUUCGACAAUAUAAUUGCCUUGGAUGCUGAUAAUUUAGCCAUAAAGAAUGUGGAUUCCCUUUUUCAUACUGAACCGUUUUUAUCAACUAAGAUGCUCUUAUGGCCCGACAUUUGGCAUAAAACAACGAGUCCUAUCUAUUAUGAUAUAGCACGAUUCGAGAAAGGGGAACCAAUACGUCGUCAUGGAUUAGGAAACGAUCACUCUUUUACCGAAUAUAUUUCUAAAGACAGAUUUUCCGAAAUCCAUUACCAUGAUUUACUGGGUAUACCUAAAUCAGUAAGUACAGAAACGGGCCAAAUAGUCAUGUCGAAACGGAAGCACUUUAGGAGCUUGUUGUUAUCUUUAUAUUAUAGUUUAAACCAAAAGGACUUCUAUAAGAGUUUGCUAUAUCAGGGCGCACCAGGCUCAGGUGAUAGAGAAACAUUCCUACCUGCAUUGCACGUUAUGAAUGAGGAUUAUUUCUUGGAACAUCAAUCAAUCUUCCGUAUAGGUUACGAUUUCAAAGAUCUAAAUAAUAAAAAACAUUCCGAAGAAACAACAUUAGGACAGACCGAUCCACGCGAGAACUACGAAUUUUACAAACAAUGGAGAGAAUUCUUACAAUCAAAGGACUUGGAUACUAGGUUGAAUCCAUUUCAAGUUGGAGGCUACACUGCUAACCUACGCAAGGAAUUUAUCGAAUCAAUGAAAAAGACAAUUAAAACUGAGCCCAUUGAUGGCGAAGAACAAGAAGAACAUGUAGUUGAAUAUGAGCUUCCCAGUAUCUUAUUCUUGCAUUGUCAUCACCCAAAAAUUGAUCCAAUUAAAAACGCAGCUGAAAAAGGGGAAUGGGGUACAUACUCAAAAAGAAACAUCGGCCAUCCAGAGAAACACGAAGAUUUGUUUCGUGGUAUUGAUUGGGAAUUGAAAUUCCAUACAAUUGCCAAGUGGGUAGCUUGUGAGGGCUUGCAAAGUGAUAACUUUUGGAAGAAUAUCGCGAAGGUGGAUCGAUCUGAAACUUGUGAAAGAGUUUCUAAAUUUGUUGAUUUCUUGAUGAAAGAUACCAAGGAUCCAGAUUCUUCCGUCUUAAAGAUAUUCAAAGACACUGAGCGACGUAUUUAA